GCGUGGCAACGGUCGAAGCAUCUAAUCAUUCAUUCUGUUCCUUUUUCACAAAAGAGAGAAAAAAGUUUUCUUUUUUAUUUUAAAUUUUCUUUUUUCGAUUUGGUUUUUGGGGUUUGAGAGUUGAUUAUGGGUUAGUAGUACAGAAGAAAGAGAGAAAAAAAGGAAAAAAAGAAAAAAGCUUUUGAGCAAAAUAAAGCGGAGAAGAAUUGAAUUUGAGCUGCCCAAUGCCUUUUCGUUGGUUUCCUUUUUGAGCUUCAAAAACUAUGGCUGAUGAUCUCUGUUCUUUCUCUAAGGAUAUUUUCAUCGUAAAGGUGCCCAAGAAGUCUCCAUUGGUGUUGAGGAUGAUUGUCUUGGUCUUUGCAAUGGUUUGUGGUGUUUACAUAUGCUCAAUUUGUCUGAAGCAAGUUAGCACCCGCAACAAGACCGGAUAUUUGGAUCUCGAGGUCAUCGAAAGGCCGUGCCCAGAACCAAGUAUAGAGCCAGAGGAAGUUCCUUAUGUGCACUACCCGAAACCGGAAACUUAUAGCAGGGCUGAAUGCGCAUGCAAUCCUGUCCGGUACUUUGCAAUUUUGUCGAUGCAGAGGUCUGGGAGUGGGUGGUUUGAGACAUUAUUAAAUAAUCAUACUAACAUUAGCUCGAAUGGGGAGAUUUUCUCUGUUAAAGUCAGGAGAAGUAACAUGUCGACGAUUGCAGAGACAUUGGAUAGAAUUUAUAACCUAGAUUGGUUUAGUAGUGCCUCGAAGAACGAAUGCACGGCUGCAGUUGGCUUGAAGUGGAUGCUUAAUCAGGGUUUGAUGCAGAAUCAUGAAGAAAUAGCCCAGUAUUUCAAACGUCGGGGUGUCGCUUCUAUCUUUCUCUUUCGGAGGAAUCUUUUGCGCAGAAUGAUCUCAAUACUCGCAAAUUCUUAUGAUAGAGAUUUUAAGCCGCUGAACGGGACGCACAAGUCUCACGUGCAUUCACCCCUUGAGGCAGAAAUACUAGCAAAAUACAAACCUACCAUCAACUCAACAUUGUUGAUAGCAAACCUGAGGCAAGUAGCAGAAACUACCGCUAAAGCUUUGGAGUACUUCAAGAGCACGCGGCAUAUCAUCCUUCACUACGAGGAUAUCGUCAAAAACCGCACUAAAUUAAGAGAUGUCCAAGAUUUUCUAAAGGUUCCAAGAAUGGAACUAAAGAGUCGUCAGGUGAAGAUACAUAAAGGAUCAUUGUCUAAUCUGGUUGAGAAUUGGGAUGAUGUCCAAAAGACACUAACGGGAACACCAUACGAAAGCUUCCUCCAUUCAGAUUAUCGAAGAGAAAAGUUACAAAGCCACUGAUGAGUUAUGAUCAUGUACAGACUACACUACAGUAUGUACCAAAUCUUACCGACCAAUCAUGGUCUGUUGUUUUAACAUCCCUUUCUUUAACUGGUUUUCGACUGCAGGAGCCAACAGGACAUUUUCCCUGUAGAAAUUUUGGCUGCAGCACUUCAUUUUCUCUCUUUUUAUUUUUAUUUUUUCCA
Morus notabilis is the source of this 1501-nucleotide messenger RNA. RefSeq names its product nodulation protein H. The coding region runs from base 264 to 1316 and encodes 350 amino acids. NCBI's taxonomy places the organism in Eukaryota, Viridiplantae, Streptophyta, Magnoliopsida, Rosales, Moraceae. The transcript is spliced from 6 exons. Gene Ontology annotation, molecular function: sulfotransferase activity. The record is from RefSeq and is a predicted model, not a curated record.